Molecule: messenger RNA, 2444 nt
Organism: Daldinia vernicosa
Lineage: Eukaryota; Fungi; Ascomycota; Sordariomycetes; Xylariales; Hypoxylaceae
Product: GTP cyclohydrolase N terminal-domain-containing protein
Exons: 18
Coding region: 338-1888 (516 amino acids)
Biological process (GO): riboflavin biosynthetic process
Molecular function (GO): GTP cyclohydrolase II activity
Source: RefSeq, a predicted model, not a curated record
GUUAAGUCUAAUAAACGGUGUUUCUCUUGCAGGUUAAAGUACUGUAUACUUUCGUAUAAUGUUAGGCGCGGUCUUGUCCUUUCCAUACCGCCCCAUGUAUCCUCCUACAUACCUUCCAGUAACUUCGUGUAUCCUUAAGCUUCCAACAACUUGCUAUCUCCAUUACGCUCGCCUAGUUACUAGACAACCAACUCGUUCAAAACAAUAUUAAACUAAAACGUAGGGUUAUCAGCAAGGAAUUCUUUUAAUCUGUCCUCUUCGUCUAUUUGCUUCAUUCACCUAUAACUCCAUCCCCCAUUCCUCAGACUUAUAGAUUACUUCUUGUCAACCUGUGACAAUGGCAGACUCGGGCACAAACAGUUCUGUGGGCAUGGCCGAAGUCCUUGAGGCCCUGAAGAGUAUUCAAGAAAACCAGACCAAAUUAGCAUCAGAAGUAGAGUCCGUCUCUCUUCGACUUGAUACUCUUGCUCCGUCCGGUCAGGUGCCGAGUCUCGCUAUCAAUAGGGUAUCAGCUCCCCUCGCAGGUGUGGUCCCGACAUCACCGGUCCGGACAGCUCCAACUGCUGGCGAGGCGGAUUCCGGCAAUACAUCACCUAUAACGAAAGAAGCAGCACAAAAAUCCGGAUUCACAUCUCGAAUUAUACUUACUACAUAUCCCAAGCAGAUUGGUAUUAAUCCACUUCCUCUUCAAUGGGGGGCUCCAGAUGCGGCUAGCCGAGGCCCGGUUGUUGUCUCCCGGUCAUCAUCCACAAUUCGAAAGCGCAAUGCUAUCGGAGCACAUGGAGGUUCCUAUUCCAUCUACUAUGCUCUUGCACUAGCUAGCAAGCAGCUUAAUGCCAACCAUAAGCCAGAUUUCACCAACACCGAGCCAGCAGCCAACAUUGGCCCGUUUCCUCAAUGGGGCGAUAAGAAAAAGAUCGUCGCUAUGGAUCCUUGGGGUCACUUGGCCCCGUGGCUUUUCGCCGACGUUAUAGAAAAGGAGGACGUUGAUAUUCGCCCCACAAUCGCCAUAACCAAAGCUCAUAUGAAGCUUCCGGAGCUGGAGGAGAGCGUUCGAAAAGGUAGACUUGUUCCCGAUGGGAAAGUUUGCCUGAAUGCGCAGGGGGAGCUGGCAGUGACCAAGUUUGCAGUUGAGCCAGUUUGGUACCUCCCCGGAGUAGCUGAGAGAUUCGGCAUAGAUGAGGGCGUUCUAAGACGCUCACUCUUCGAACACACUGGGGGUAGCUAUCCAGAACUUAUCACGCGAGGCGAUAUUAAGGUCUUCUUACCUCCAAUCGGCGGGCUGACUGUAUAUUGCUUCGGGGACCCGGCGAAGAUGUCUGACGAAAAGUGCAGACUAGCCUUGCGUAUUCACGAUGAGUGCAACGGUAGUGAUGUGUUUGGCUCCGAUAUCUGCACUUGCAGACCCUAUCUUAUCUUCGGCAUCGAAGAGGCCGUCAAGGAGGCACAGAAUGGCGGCAGUGGCGUUGUCAUCUACUUCAGAAAAGAAGGACGAGCUUUGGGUGAAGUAACUAAGGUAUUGUACCUUGUAUACAACGCCAGAAAACGGGGCGAAGAUCGUGCUUCGGACUAUUUCAAAAGAACCGAAAAUGUUGCCGGAGUUAAGGACAUGCGUUUCCAGGCUCUAAUGCCUGAUAUACUCCAUUGGCUCGGCAUAAAGAAGAUCGAUAGAAUGCUGAGCAUGAGCAAUAUGAAGUACGAUGCCAUCGUUGGCCAGGGUAUCCCUAUCCAUGAGCGGGUAGAGCUUCCCGAGGACUUAAUCCCCGCAGAUUCACGGGUUGAGAUAGAUGCCAAGAUUACAGCCGGAUAUUUCACUACCGGAAACAGAAUGACUGCCGAAGAAUUGAAAGCCGUUCAGGGACGGAUGUGGGAAGACAUCGAUCACUAAAUGCUCCAACUGAGCUGGCUUACUUUUACGACCGGUGUAGGAGUCAAUUGAAACUACGUAGUUGUAGGUAGUUCCUAAAUGGAAACCUGAUAUGACCCAGAACCCCCGCUUCUACUAUUGCCACGCGUGAGACUAAUGUAUGAGCUCCAAGAGAGGUGUGUUGUUUGUACCCUCUGGUCCUUGUGACUGCAGUGGCAUCUAUAUAGUAUCUUACAGUGUGUGACAGCGAUCCAAUUGUAGCAUGUCCAAGCGGCAAGAAUUCAGUAGAGCUACGUCGUAGCACGUCAGAUUUACCAGAUUGUCCGUUGUGCGGUAUAAAAGUGUAUCUUGCAGCUUCAAUUAAGGGUCCGUCUACAUCAGCCUUACAUAGAAGGCAUGAUGAGAUGCAUAGGUAGGAAAAGUGGGAGUGGGAGAGUGGGAGAGUGGUCCGCGAAGCUCCAAGCGGAUUGAUGGGUUGAUUAUCUUGCAUGGAUUAUACACAAAGACACAAGGAAGAGGGGGGGGAGGAUAAAGGUACGGGGGAAUAUCACGGAAUUCGCGUUACGCUCGCGCUGAC